UGAAAACUAAAUUUUAGUAUAAUUUUCAUUUCUUCUUUUUCAGUAUGUCAUUGUCAGCCAAAGACAAUAUAAAGAAGGGUUCCACACAGUUAAGCCAUAUAUGUGAUCUGAAUAUCAAGAAACAGUCUUCACACCGUCGUCUUGUAUCUGUUAUUGCGACUAUCUCAAGGGCUUCACGUAACUCUGAAACUAUUUACAACAUGCUAUUAAAAGGCGUAAAUAUUUUUCGAUUGAACUUUUCCCAUGAGUCUCAUGAAUCUCAUACUCAAACUAUUGAGCUAGUUAAUAAAGGCCUGCAACGUAUAAAGAACGAGUUAGGUCAAACCGUUUCUGUAGCCUUUGCUGUAGACACCCGUGGACCGCAGAUUCGCACUGGUUUAUUGGAUGGUGGAACUGAAAUUUUAUUACGUAAUGGGGAAAAUAUACGUUUAUCCAUUAAUCGAGAUCUUUACGACAAAGGAAGUAAGGAAGCCAUCUACGUGGACUACCCAAACAUAAUUAAUGUUGCAAAGCCAGAAGAUCGGGUUUUUGUAGAUGAUGGAAAAAUAUUUCUUACCAUUCUCGAGGUUGGAGUGGAUGGGCUCGUCUGCGAGGUAGUUCAAGGUGGUGUUCUAGGCAACAAUUGCAAUGUUAUACUACCUGAAGUGGAGAUCGACCUGCCCGCUGUUUCUGAGAAGGACAUGGACGACUUGCAGUUUAGUGUGAGGGCAAAUAUAGACAUUGUUUUCGCUUCGGGAGUGCGGAGUGCAAGAAAUAUUAGAGAGCUACGUUCUGUGCUUGGUGAUAAGGGCAAGCAUAUUAAGAUCAUAGCUAAGGUGGACAGCAAGAUUGCACUGAGUCGAGUACCAGAAAUAAUGAGCGCAUCGGAUGGAUUACUUCUGAGCCGUGCCGACUUGGGAACACAAAUUCCAAUUGAAAAACUUUUCAUAACUCAAAAGUCGGUAUUGGGACAAUGUAAUAAGGCAGGCAAGCCAGUAAUAAUUGCAUCGAAUGUUCUGGAGUCGAUGCGUUUUAAUCCCUUUCCGACACGUGCAGAAUGUUUUGAUCUUGCAAAUGCAGUGAUUGACGGAGUUGAUUGCAUUAUGUUGUCAUCUGAGGUGGCGAUUGGCUUAUAUCCAAUUGAAACUGUAGGUAUUUGUGAUAUCCUGUGUCGUGAAGCAGAAAAGGUGGUAUGGUACCGCGAUCUUUUUGAGGACUUGGUUCAUGAAACGCAGGGGGAGCUAGAUGCUUCUCAUUCAAUAGCUAUAACUGCUGUUGAAACAGCAAGGCGCACCAAAGCUACACUAAUCAUUGCGCUUACUACAUCAGGACGAUCUGCGGCCCUACUUAGCAAGUUUAGACCUCGAUGUCCAAUUCUAGCAGUCACUAGAUGUGAGAGGGCAGCUCGCUGGGUUAAUUUGCAUCGUGGUGUUUUACCUUUACUUUAUUCGGCAGACUGCGCUGAAAAUUAUGCAAAUGAUGUUGAUGCACGAGUACGUUUUGCAUUAACAAGCGCAAAGAAAAGUGACUUAAUUAGUGAUGGUGAUCCGAUAGUUAUCGUCAGUGCAUGGAAAGACGGCGGUGGCUUUACUAACAAUGUCCGUGUUGUUUAUUCAUUUUUCGAGGCUGACCGUAUGGACUGUUUAUUUCGUGCUGAUCAAAAUAGCUCUCGCAAGAAUACUACAUUGCAAUCGAAACAAGGAAAAUCAGAUCCCCGAACAAUACUGUAGGAUUUUUCUCUAUGAAAUAUAUGUUUUAAUGAUGACCUAACCUGUUGAAAAAUACAUAUAAAAUGAUUAAACCAAAACUUACCAAA
This is a messenger RNA of Drosophila virilis, 1795 nucleotides long. Its product is annotated as pyruvate kinase. Gene Ontology annotation, biological process: glycolytic process. The record is from RefSeq and is a predicted model, not a curated record. Gene Ontology annotation, molecular function: pyruvate kinase activity; magnesium ion binding; potassium ion binding. NCBI's taxonomy places the organism in Eukaryota, Metazoa, Arthropoda, Insecta, Diptera, Drosophilidae. Gene Ontology annotation, cellular component: cytoplasm.